CGCGGCCGCCCACGCAUGCGCACGCGCAUCCUUCCCCCCCCCCCGACAACGCGCUCCCGCCAGCCUGUAGCGCACGCGCAGUCCGUCCUCGCUCGCUCUGUCAGUCCCUGCAGGGCCCGGGGCGUCACCCCCGCAGAGCCCGCCCCGCUCCCGUGCGCCGAACGCUCCAUAUCCGGGUUCCCGCCGCCCCGCUGCCGCCGCCGCCGCCGCCGCCUCUCUCAUUCAGCCUUGCCGGGAGUGGUGUGGUUCCCCACCAAGAUGGCGGCCGUGGGGCGAGUCGGCUCUUUCGGUUCCUCUCCGGCGGGAUUAGCCUCGACUUACACGGGCGGCCCCUUGGCCAACGAGCUCACAUCGGGCAACGGCGGCGCCGCAGCCGGCGACGACGAGGACGGGCAGAACCUUUGGUCCUGCAUCCUCAGCGAGGUCUCCACCCGCUCGCGCUCCAAGCUCCCCGCCGGGAAGAACGUACUGCUGCUGGGUGAAGAUGGAGCUGGAAAAACAAGCCUCAUAAGAAAAAUUCAGGGAAUAGAGGAGUACAAGAAAGGAAGAGGAUUGGAAUAUUUGUACUUAAAUGUUCAUGAUGAAGACAGAGAUGAUCAAACAAGAUGUAAUAUAUGGAUCUUGGAUGGAGACCUAUAUCACAAAGGCCUCCUUAAAUUUUCCCUGGAUGCCGUUUCUCUGAAGGACACUCUAGUUAUGCUGGUUGUUGACAUGUCAAAGCCUUGGACUGCUUUGGAUUCUUUACAGAAAUGGGCAAGUGUUGUUAGAGAACAUAUUGACAAAUUAAAACUUCCUCCUGAAGAAAUGAAAGAAAUGGAACAAAAGUUGAUCAGAGACUUCCAGGAAUAUGUAGAGCCAGGAGAAGAUUUCCCAGCUUCUCCUCAGAGAAGGAACACCGUGUCGCAGGAAGACAAAGACGACAGUGUGGUUUUACCUCUCGGUGCGGAUACGCUUACACAUAACUUGGGCAUUCCAGUACUAGUAGUUUGCACAAAGUGUGAUGCCAUUAGUGUAUUGGAGAAAGAACAUGACUACAGAGAUGAACAUUUUGAUUUUAUUCAGUCACAUAUUCGGAAGUUUUGUUUACAGUAUGGUGCAGCACUUAUUUACACUUCAGUAAAAGAAAACAAAAAUAUAGAUUUAGUAUAUAAAUACAUUGUUCAGAAACUAUAUGGAUUUCCCUACAAGAUUCCUGCUGUUGUUGUGGAAAAAGAUGCAGUAUUUAUUCCAGCAGGGUGGGAUAAUGAUAAGAAAAUAGGAAUACUGCAUGAAAAUUUUCAAACAUUAAAAGCAGAAGAUAAUUUUGAAGACAUUAUAACUAAACCACCUGUCCGAAAGUUUGUUCAUGAGAAGGAAAUUGUGGCAGAAGAUGACCAAGUGUUUCUGAUGAAGCUACAGUCUCUUUUAGCAAAGCAGCCACCAACUGCAGCUGGAAGGCCUGUGGAUGCCUCACCAAGAGUCCCGGGAGGCUCCCCUCGAACACCAAAUAGAUCUGUGUCAUCCAAUGUUGCCAGUGUGUCACCCAUCCCUGCUGGGUCCAAAAAAAUUGAUCCAAACAUGAAAGCUGGAGCUACAAGUGAAGGUGUCCUGGCAAAUUUCUUCAAUAGUUUGCUGAGUAAAAAGACUGGUUCCCCAGGAGGCCCUGGUGUUGGUGGUGGCAGCCCUGGAAGUGGGGCUGCAGGUGGAAGCAGUGGUUUAUCACCGUCUGCCAAAAAGUCAGGCCAGAAGCCUGUCCUAUCAGAUGUUCACGCAGAACUGGACAGAAUUGCACGAAAACCAGUUACAGUUUCUUCUACAACAUCUACAUCUCCUACAGAAGGAGAAGCUUCUUGAAGAUACCAAAUAAAGCCAUUUAUUCAGUUUUCUGGGAUAAUGUAAACUUGCCUCUGCCUUUUCCUUCAAAAGUGGAAUUGGGAACUGGAGUGCUUUUUCAGAUGGACUAAAUUUAUGUCUUUUUGUGUGUGUGUGGUUUCCCAUUUUUGUAAAAGGGAGCUAUACAGAGGAAAAAUUAAUCUACACUAUGUAAGAUUGCUGUUUGCAUUGCCACUUUGCAUAAGGAAGUAAUUUUGGGUUUUGAAAAACUACAAAUUUAUAGAUCUGAAAUACAGCCAUGUGAUCAUAUUCUAAAGGCUAUUUAAAACAAAUAGGAGAGUUUAGGGAAGAGCAUAAAAUAAUGUGCUUUGGGCGUUUGACUGACUUGGAAAUCCAAGCUUAUUUUAAUUAAGACUAUUAAAAUCAUUUUUUAAAUUAUGAGUUAGUUUUGUUGGAAAAGAGAAAAUGAUCAAUGUCAAAUUUUCCACACCAACGUAAAUAUACCACCACACAUGGAAUAUGCGAGAGAACUAUCACAUAGCAUUUGAUACACUAGUCAUUAUCUCAAUCCAUGAUCCUGUACGUUGUCAUCAAAAUAUGAUUUAGAAAUAUUGGCCAAGAUUUGUUUCUUUAACUGAAAAGAAAGCACACUGUCUAAAUGUGUAAAAGAAAAAUGCAGAGGUUAUUAAAAUGUAAAGAGGUAACAGUCUUUGGAUUUGUCUAUAUGUAGAGACAGAGAGAUACCUCUCUCUCUGUCUCUAUAUAUAUAUGGCUCUGCCUUAAUAUACCCCUUUUUUGUUUGUGACUUUCAAUUGUAAUCAGUUAAUAAAGUAUUUAUUCUCUGCA
Molecule: messenger RNA, 2658 nt
Organism: Equus quagga
Lineage: Eukaryota; Metazoa; Chordata; Mammalia; Perissodactyla; Equidae
Gene: DYNC1LI1
Product: dynein cytoplasmic 1 light intermediate chain 1
Exons: 13
Coding region: 16-1833 (605 amino acids)
Biological process (GO): microtubule cytoskeleton organization; microtubule-based movement
Cellular component (GO): centrosome; cytoplasmic dynein complex
Molecular function (GO): dynein heavy chain binding
Source: RefSeq, a predicted model, not a curated record